Messenger RNA from Cucumis sativus (cucumber), 2090 nucleotides. RefSeq names its product nudix hydrolase 14, chloroplastic. The coding region runs from base 441 to 1919 and encodes 492 amino acids. The transcript has 6 exons. NCBI's taxonomy places the organism in Eukaryota, Viridiplantae, Streptophyta, Magnoliopsida, Cucurbitales, Cucurbitaceae. The record is from RefSeq and is a predicted model, not a curated record. Gene Ontology annotation, molecular function: ADP-glucose pyrophosphatase activity; serine-type endopeptidase activity; ADP-ribose pyrophosphatase activity. Gene Ontology annotation, biological process: ribose phosphate metabolic process; nucleoside phosphate metabolic process; proteolysis.
UAAUGCUAUCUAUUCACCGUUGUUCAAACAAUGGCUGAUGAACUUGCAAAGUGAGAGUGGGAUUUUGACCAAGGGAGCCAUGUCCCUGAAGCGUGUUCUUAUUCAGGGAGUUGAUAUGUUCGGAAACAAUAUUGGAUUUCUCAAAUUUAAAGCUGAUGUCUAUGAUAAGCAAACCGGGAAGAAGGCAUUGUUUUUGCAAGAGGACCUGCUGUUGCUGUUCUUAUCCUUCUAAGUUGUGAAGGAGAAACUUAUGCUGUCCUGACUGAGCAGGUUAGAGUUCCUGUUGGGAAGCUCAUGUUGGAAUUGCCUGCUGGUAUGUUGGAUGAUGAUAAGGGCGAUUUUGUUGGCACUGCAGUUCGUGAGGUUGAAGAAGAAAUUGGCAUUCAGUUAAAGCUUGAGGACAUGGUUGAUCUUACCGGCUUCUUGGACCAAUCAACUGGAUGCAGAGUCUUUCCUUCUCCCGACUUGACGCGGCGGUUGAAGAUGGUGUUGAUGUGCUCUCUAUAUCACUCGGGGGCCCACCAGUACCAUUCUUCGCAGACAUUACGGCCAUAGGUGCAUUUGCAGCGAUUCAAAAGGGGAUUUUUGUAAGUUGCUCAGCUGCUAAUUCAGGUCCUUUUAAUGCCACAUUGUCCAACGAAGCUCCAUGGAUUUUAACAGUUGCAGCUAGCACAAUUGAUAGAAAAAUCACAGCGACUGCAAAGCUUGGAAAUGGAGAAGAAUUCGAUGGCGAAUCUCUGUUCCAGCCAAAUGAUUUUCCUCAAACAUUCUUACCACUUGUUUUCCCUGGUGAGAAGAAUGAAACGGUAGCAUUAUGUGCUGAAGGAUCAUUGAAAAACAUUGAUGUAAAAGGAAAAGUUGUAGUAUGCGACAGAGGAGGAGGAAUUGCGAGAAUUGCAAAAGGGGUUGAAGUGAAAAAUGCUGGUGGCGCCGCCAUGAUCCUUCUCAACGCAGAAUCAGAUGGCUUCACUACUGAAGCAGAUGCUCAUGUUCUUCCGGCAAGCCAUGUCAGCCAUACAGCGGCACUGAAAAUCAAAGCCUACAUAAACUCAACAACAUACCCAACAGCCACAAUCGUAUUCAAAGGAACCACAAUUGGUGAUGACUUCUCUCCAGCCAUAGCUGCUUUCUCAUCUCGAGGUCCCAGCCUCGCAAGCCCCGGCAUCUUGAAACCAGACAUAACUGGUCCCGGUGUCAGCAUUUUAGCAGCAUGGCCAUUCCCAUUAGACAACAACACAAACACAAAAUCAACAUUCAACAUAGUUUCAGGAACAUCCAUGUCUUGUCCUCAUCUCAGUGGCAUUGCAGCUCUGAUCAAAAGUGCUCAUCCUGAUUGGUCACCGGCUGCCAUUAAAUCCUCUAUAAUGACAACUGCUAACAUAACAAAUCUGGAAGGCAACCCAAUUGUUGAUCAAACUUUGCAGCCUGCGGAUUUGUUCGCUAUUGGAGCAGGUCAUGUAAACCCAUCAAAAGCAGUAGACCCAGGAUUGGUUUAUGACAUUCAACCUGAUGAUUAUAUUCCUUAUCUUUGUGGAUUAGGAUACACCAAUAACCAAGUUUCACUUAUUGCUCAUAAACCAAUUGAUUGUUUAACAACAACAAGCAUCCCAGAAGGAGAACUCAACUACCCAUCAUUUAUGGUCAAAUUAGGACAGGUGCAAACAUUCUCGAGAACGGUUACUUAUGUUGGCAGUGGACGUGAAGUUUAUAACGUCGUCAUUGAAGCACCGGAAGGGGUUUCUGUAACAGUCCGACCAAGGAAGGUAAUUUUCUCGGCAUUGAACCAAAAAGCAACAUAUUCAGUGACGUUUAAGAGAAUUGGUUCAAUCAGUCCCUCGACUGAGUUUGCUGAAGGAUAUCUAAAAUGGGUUUCUGCUAAACACUUGGUUAGAAGUCCGAUAUCUGUUAAGUUUGUAUGAGUUUGGUUUAAACAAUGACAGACUUGCAUUUUUAGAGGUUGUGGUAAAUUGUUGAAUAACUUUAAUAAAACCAAUGUGUGUUACCAUAAAUGUUGCAAUCUCUAUUUAUUAGGUAAAUUGUUGAAUAACUUUCUUGUAUUUUUUUUAAUUAUCAUUAUUAUUAUUUUUGCA